AUGUCUGAAUUAGACGCACAAAUUCCUACUACCUUUGAUCCUUUUGCUGAGGCAAAUGCUGAGGACGCCGGUGCUGGGUCAUCAAAGGAGUACGUGCAUAUUCGUAUACAACAGCGAAAUGGUAGAAAAAGCCUGACAACUGUCCAGGGAUUGAAGAAAGAAUUCAGUUACAACAAGAUUCUUAAAGACCUUAAGAAGGAGUUUUGCUGUAAUGGUACAGUUGUCCAGGACCCAGAACAAGGACAGGUUAUUCAACUUCAAGGUGAUCAAAGGAAGAAUGUUUCUACCUUCCUAGUCCAGGCUGGAAUUGUGAAGAAGGAGCAUAUUAAAAUUCAUGGUUUCUAA
Molecule: messenger RNA, 345 nt
Organism: Lathyrus sativus (Indian pea)
Lineage: Eukaryota; Viridiplantae; Streptophyta; Magnoliopsida; Fabales; Fabaceae
Source: the annotation of a GenBank genome assembly